AUGGAUUUUGACACUUCUCAAUAUUCCGAUGAUUUGGAUAAUUAUGUUCGAAAUAUCUAUCGAUCCUGUUCUACAACUGUCUUCAUCUCUAAUUCUUCAACAUCCCAUCCAAAACGUAUUCGUAAACGAAAACGCUUAUAUACUGAAGAAACUGAAUCAAUAAUUAAACCGAAACGAUCACACAGAAAUCCUAGCCCAAUAUUAUUAACUGACACUGAACGUGAACAACAAUUUGGUGAACGUUUAUCACCAACAAUUAAAUCCGAACAUAAUGAUGAGAUACAAAAAACAUUUAUAAUUGAGACUGAAUCUAUAUCUCAAAAACCAAUUGAAAGAGCAAGAACGAAAUUUCUUUAUUAA
Rotaria sp. Silwood2 is the source of this 360-nucleotide messenger RNA. NCBI's taxonomy places the organism in Eukaryota, Metazoa, Rotifera, Eurotatoria, Philodinida, Philodinidae. The record is from the annotation of a GenBank genome assembly.